Molecule: messenger RNA, 459 nt
Organism: Mesorhabditis spiculigera
Lineage: Eukaryota; Metazoa; Nematoda; Chromadorea; Rhabditida; Rhabditidae
Source: the annotation of a GenBank genome assembly
AUGAUCGUUGGAAUGAGUCGUCUCGCCCCCCUCGCCAUCGUGCUCAUCUCCUUCGUGGCCCUUCACCACGCCGCCCCAUUCGACUCGACCGAGAUUCGCAUGUUGGAGGAUGAGACAGACUACAUGAAGCGAGCAGCGCCGUUGAUAAGGUUUGGAAAGCGGUCCCCCUCAACAGGCCCCCUGAUCCGAUUCGGCAAGCGCUCGUCGGCUCCGCUGAUCCGUUUCGGACGGUCCCCUGACACCUCACCCUUGAUCCGGUUUGGCCGCUCCGCCCCCGAAGGACCGCUGAUCCGUUUCGGCCGUGCCCCCAGCACUGGACCCCUGAUUCGAUUCGGCAAGCGAUCCCCCACCGGCCCCCUGAUCCGUUUCGGGCGAGCACCCGAGAUGGGCCCCCUAAUCCGAUUCGGCAAGCGAUCGGCUGGUGUUGAGGGGGAGGAGGAGUUCGAGGAGUCGGAAGAA